Aspergillus calidoustus is the source of this 357-nucleotide messenger RNA. Lineage: Eukaryota; Fungi; Ascomycota; Eurotiomycetes; Eurotiales; Aspergillaceae. The record is from the annotation of a GenBank genome assembly.
AUGCAUCUCUCCCUCCUCACCAUCAAAGCCCUCCUCCUCUCCCUCUUCGAAACCACAUCCACCCACUCAACCUCCCCCUGCAAACCCUCAUCCUUCAACUGGACAACCACAAAAGCCACAGGCGUGAACCUCGGCGGCUGGCUCGUCCAAGAAUCCACAAUCGACAGCACAUUCUGGAACAGCCACGCCCCCACCGCAAGCGACGAAUGGACACUCUGCAAAACCCUCGGUGCGCACUGCGGCCCCGUCCUCGAACACCGCUACAGAACCUUCAUCACCCGCGCCGACAUCGACACCCUCGCCUCCGUCGGCGUCUCCAUCCUCCGCAUCCCGACGACCUACGCAGCCUGGAUUUGA